AUGCAAUCACCUAUCUGUUGCUUCUUGCUGAUGAAAGUGAAGAACCGCAAUAUCCGUCAUCAUGCCUCGCCCACCAAUGCCAACUUCUUUCACGCCGCUGCGAAAUUCGUCAGUCUCGUCUCUGCUCGAUCCGAUGUUGUUGCUGAUGUAUCUGAGCAACAGUCUCUGCCUACAAGAUCUCCCAGACACCGUCCGAGCAGUCUGCGCAAGAAUGCCGACCCUGAAGUCACCAUCAAAUCUCUAGUGAUCAAGGUCUUGCAAAAGCAGCAAGAACUCUCCAAAUCCCAAUCAGAGAUUUUGAAUAGUCAACACAGCAAUUAUCACACUCUACUCGAGAUAACCGAGAACAUGCAACACACAAUCAGCCAUAUCCAAGCGGUCAAGGAAGAUGUACAAGUCAGUGACAAGAUUGCCUUUGCUGCAGGUUUUGGUUGCGGUCUUCUUGUUUUGCUGGCUAUCUGGCUAUCUCCUUUUGGUGUAAAAGAUAAGGAUGACGAUGCUGACAAGUAA
Aureobasidium melanogenum CBS 110374 is the source of this 510-nucleotide messenger RNA. RefSeq lists its product as uncharacterized. NCBI's taxonomy places the organism in Eukaryota, Fungi, Ascomycota, Dothideomycetes, Dothideales, Saccotheciaceae. The transcript has a single exon. The record is from RefSeq and is a predicted model, not a curated record. Bases 1 to 510 code for a protein of 169 amino acids.